AUGUCCGUGAAUGAGACAAACGAGAGCUUGGCGGGUACUCCUGCUCCUGUACCUGGGGCUCCAGACUCCAAAAUCAACCAUGCCGCUUCAAUCAACUACUGGAAUAGUCUUCCCAGCACCUCGGCCGAGAUGCUAGGCAUGCUCGGGACCUAUCCCUGGUAUACACGCAUCGAGCUACAAGGGUCCAAGAACUUCUUGACAAAAGUUCGCCGAAUGAUACCCGCUCUUCCCCAGAGUGGAAAAUUCCGCCAAGGAGUGGACUGUGGUGCCGGAGUUGGACGUGUAACAGAAGGUUUCCUAAGCCAUGUCUGUGAAGUCGUGGACGCCGUCGAGCCAGUGGAGAAAUUCACGAAAGUCAUGGCGGAAAGCAAGCUCAAGGCUGAUGGUGUUGUGGGAGACAUCUACAUUGUCGGUCUGGAGAACUGGUAUCCACAGAAGAAAUACGAUUUGAUCUGGGUUCAGUGGUGCGUCGGACAUUGCACCGAUGCGCAAUUGGUUGACUUUAUCGUGAGAUGUCGCCAUGCGUUGACGGAAAAUGGGGUUAUGGUCUUGAAAGAGAACUUGUCGACCGAUCCACAGAACCAGGAUAUGUACGACGACUUGGAUAGCAGUGUAACGAGGACGGAUGGGAAGUUCAAACAAUUGUUUGCUGCUGCCGGGAUGGUUGUUAUCAAAUCUGAGAUUCAGACUGGAUUCCCUAAGCAGUUCAAGCUUCUUCCGGUCAAGUCUUAUGCUCUUCGACCCAAGGCUUGA
Molecule: messenger RNA, 753 nt
Organism: Penicillium odoratum
Lineage: Eukaryota; Fungi; Ascomycota; Eurotiomycetes; Eurotiales; Aspergillaceae
Product: N-terminal protein methyltransferase
Exons: 1
Coding region: 1-753 (250 amino acids)
Biological process (GO): N-terminal protein amino acid methylation
Cellular component (GO): cytoplasm
Molecular function (GO): N-terminal protein N-methyltransferase activity
Source: RefSeq, a predicted model, not a curated record